GCUCAAACCCCUUUCUAGUUUCUAUGACAUUCAAAUCCUAAACGGCUACGUCCCACUUGUUCAAAACCUUGAUGGUGUCUCUUCUCAAUCUGCUUCAUCUCCGUCGACUCCAACCCCACCGUCACCGCAUCCUAUCCACCUCUACUCGCAAUGCCCUAUUUUUUCGCCACAUAUCUUACACUCACGACCUCACUUCAACAACAUCUACCCCAUCGCCGUCACCAUCGUCAUCCCAAUCUGUCGUACGAACAGUUUGUUCUUUGGUCUGUCAAUCCUACUACCAAAACCAAAUCCAUUUCAGAAGAACACCUCCACGCCUAUACCUCUCAAUUGACUCUGGGUAUUUGACUCCUGACCAGGCCAUUACCGUCGUCGCCUCUCUCGCUGACGAGGCUGGUUCGAUGGUGGCUCUGAGUUUCUUUUACUGGGCAACUGGGUUUUUAAAAUUCAGGCAUUUUAGGCGGUUAUACAUUGUUUUGUCGGCGUCACUGAUUGCAAAUAGCAACUUUGAGAAGGCCAAUGAAGUAAUGCAGUGUAUGGUGAGGAGUUUCGCUGAAAUUGGAAAGUUUAAGGAGGCUUGUGAUAUGGUUAUUGAGAUGCAAAAUCAAGGGCUAGUGCCGAGCGCUCAGACCCUCAACUCUAUAGUUAAUGUGGGUUGUGAAAUGGGUUUGUUUGAAGUUGCAGAGAACGUGUUUGAUGAAAUGUCUGAGAGAGGGUUGUCUCCUGAUUCUUUUAGUUUUAAGUUAAUGGUCAUUGGGUUUUGCAGGAUGGGUAGAAUUGCAGAAGCGGACAGGUGGUUGAGUUUGAUGCUUGAGAGGGGGUUUCUCGUUGAUAAUGCGACAUGCACUUUGAUCAUCAGCAGAUUUUGCGAAAAAGAUCAUGUGAAUAGAGCGUUGUGGCUGUUUGGUAAGAUGCGGGAGAUGGGGUUCGCUCCGAAUAUGAUAAACUUUACUGCUAUGAUUCAUGGGUUGUGCAAGAGGGGUAGUAUCAAGCAAGCAUUUGAAUUGUUUGAGGAAAUGGUCAAGAAAGGUUGGAAGCCUAAUAUUUAUACCCAUACAGUACUAAUUCACGGACUGUGUAAGAAAGGAUGGACUGAGAAAGCAUUCAGGCUUUUCCUUAAGCUUGUUAGGAGUGAUAAUUACAAACCAAACGUGUACACUUACACUGCUAUGGUUGGUGGGUAUUGCAAAGAGGAAAAGUUGAAUCGGGCAGAAAUGUUGUUGACUAGAAUGGAGGAACAGGGAUUAGUACCUAAUACCAACACAUAUACCACUAUGAUUGAUGGCCACUGCAAGGUAGGGAAUUUCGAUCGAGCUUAUGAGCUGAUGGAUGAAAUGGGUAAAAAAGGUUUCACACCCAAUAUUUUUACAUACAACACCAUUGUAGAUGGACUCAGUAAGAAAGGAAGGGUUCAGGAGGCUUUUAAACUGCUGGAAAGGGGAUUUAAAAGUGGACUGCAAGCUGAUAUAGUCACAUACAACAUCAUCAUAUCUGAGCACUGCAAACAAGCUGAUACUACCAGAGCCAUGGCAAUUUUUAGCAAGAUAUUCAAAACUGGCAUUACACCGGAUAUUCAUUUAUACACCACGUUACUAGGUUCCUUUUGUAGGCAAAAGAAAAUGAAAGAAAGCCAGCAGCUUUUUGAUGAUGCUAUCAAGCUUGGCUUGGUUCCAACUAAGAAAACAUACACAUCCAUUGUAUGUGGUUACUGUAGAGUUGGAAAUAGUAGCUUGGCUGUUAAGUUAUUUGAUAGAAUGAGGGACCAUGGUUGUUUUCCUGAUAGUAUUACUUAUGGUGCUCUGAUAAGUGGGCUUUGUAAAGAGAGUAAUUUGGAUGAGGCUCACAGGUUCUAUUCCUCCAUGAUAGACAAGGGGCUCUCCCCAUGUGAAGUUACUCGGUUGACAUUAGCUUAUGAGUAUUGCAAGAAGGAUAAGUGUGCCACUGCCAUGGCUCUUUUAGACAGAUUAGACAAAAAGUUGUGGAUUCGCACAGUUAACACCUUGGUCAGGAAGCUUUGCAGUGAGAGGAAAGUGGAAAUGGCAGUGUUGUUUCUCCACAAACUAAUAGAUAAAGAUCCGAAUGUUGAUCAUAUCACUCUUGCAGCAUUCAUGACUGCAUGUUACGAGAGUAACCAAUAUUCUCUUGUUUCAGAUAUGUCCGAAAGGAUUUCACAAGGUAUUGGAUAGCAAAUAGCAGGCCAACCAUUAUAAAGGAGUGAUUCAUUUGCUUUGAAUAUUUGAGCUGCUGAAGUUGGUGGAGCCCAAAAAUGGUAUAUUCACUUCAUUCUCUUACCGAAUUGAUGUUGGAUUCUUGGUCCUUUUGCAUUGUGGAGAGAGUUUGAUUGCUAGUUUAAUUUUUUGGGGAGCUACAAGCACCCUGAGCCAGUUACUUCUCAGAUGGGCUGGAGGAGCUAUAUGGGUGAUGUGGUGUUAUGACCUGGGACAGUGGCGACUCUAGGAAUUAUUUUUCAUGGGGUCAUUUGUGAAUUUAAACUUCAAUUGCUUUACAGCAAACAGUUUUACAUUAAUCGACAAAUAAUCUCUAUGUCCAUUAACUCAAUAAAAAUUUUACGUAUGCAUAUACUGUAUAUUUGUAUUAAUUGGUAACACUCUCCCAUUCAAUACUAUAAUCGCUUACAUACAACUCUGACACGAUAUAUUCAUGUCAAUUUACAUAGUAACAUAAACUUCCCCAAAUCAUAUAUUUCUCGAACUUAAACUUAUUAACCCUUGUUAAAGUAUCCUCCUCAAAACCAAUUGGCAAUGAGAGGAGAGGCCGCCCAGACUCAUAUAUUAGUUUUCGAGGUAAUAAUUAACUGAUGGGGAACAAUUUCCAACACUCCCCCGCACGUGCGACUCUCGACUCGCACGUGGAGAGGUCAACGAAGGAUCCAGAACACACGGAUCACAACGAAACAAAGUGCAACAAUGGCACAAACAAAGGGGAAAAGCCUCCAAAAACCUAGGUCUCAUACCAUGUUAAAGCUUCUAUCUCAAAACCAAUUGGCAAUGAGAAGAGAGACCGCCUAAACUCAUAUACUAGUUUUUCGAGGUGAUAAUUAACCUUAUUGCUUCCAACAACCCUUAUUGCUUCUUUUCUGAAUUAUCAAAAAUAUACAGUGCUGCUUGUCCUUGUAACGGUAGAGAAGGAUGGAAAGUGGGUCAUGGGGGGACAGGAAGUACAUAGGUUGUGGAUGGAAAUUAUUGGGUGCAACAACACGGGUUGGGAUCAUAGCCCAUGUCAUGGUGUCAAAUGCUAACAAAUCAGAAACUUUUUUUGGGUAUCUAGUAGCAGUGAAUAAUUUUUCCAUGGGAUCACCAGACCCCACACCUUACAUGUUGGCGUCGCCACUGCCUGACUGCCUGGGACUGAUUACUCAAAGCAACAUAUUCUGGGUAUCCUGCCAGCUUCAAUAAGUGUAUAGGCUGGAGGACUACCUUCUCGUGGUCUUCUCACAGAUGAUUGAGCUUUGAACUUCCUUGGAUAGACCAUGAACAUGGAUCAAGAACUGAAAUUAUGAUUGAGAGUCUCCUUAAAGAUGUCUACGAAUCAAUGCUCGACUCUGCUUCCAUAGUUUCUGAGCUUCAGAUUCAUCAUUUGCAAGGGUUGAGCAGUUUGUUUCAUUACAGUCGGCAAAGUACUUCCCGGUCACCCCUUCUGUUUUUGGGCUUAGAGCAACAUAGCAGGUGGUAGAUGCUCCCUAAACAAGACAGAAAUACAAGAGGUAAGGUUGAUGAACCAUUAUUUUCGUUGGAUGAAUCUUUAGCUGGAUAUACACAUGUAGACAUACCUGUGCUGAUGUUUUUAGCAGUUUGGAUGCGAAAAAGAACAGAGAAUCUGCGGGCAAAUUCGAGAAGGAGAUCAAUUUACUUUUCGAGUUCUAUGUGUUAGAGGAAAAAAGAGUCAUAUUCAAAGCAAAAUACCCUUAGGAGUACCUAAUGUCAGAUCACCACAUUACUUUUUGUCUUGUCCACUCAUGUUCCACUACAUUAGAUAAAGUGAGAUCCAGCUCAUCGUUUUACUGGUCCGAGGACAGGAUUUUCUUUUCUCACCCCGGAGGGUUGUAGAAUGUGUGAGAUCUCUGGUUCUACUUUGCUAAUGUGACCAACCUUGAGUAGCCGACCAUUGGUCAUGUAUCAUGACAUAAUUUUUGCUGAAUACUGAAUAUAUUUCCCCCACAUACACAAUGGUAGCUAGUGUGAAAGCCGUUGCCAGAGUUUCUUUUGAAGAGAAAGAUUUCUAUUACUCUCAAACUCGAAGGAAAGAUCAGAGAGCUUCCCAUUUACAGUGCAAGGGUAGGUAAGUGGCAACAUUGUCUUUGAACUAGGUCAGACCUCUUCCAAAUAUGUUCGAAACAAGGCAAAUAAUCAAAGUCAUGGUGGUAUAGAGUCUAUAGACAAAAUACAUGCCUGUGAUGCAGCCUUUAUGGUCUCUAACGAUGCCAGUCUUCACAAUCCCGGGGUGCACCGCAUUGACAGUUACCCUAGCAUUUCUUCCCUGUCAGAUUUGAUCAAACACUUUGUUGUGAACUUUCUGUUUUAAAACUGAAGUUGUUGCUCUGAAUACAAUGAAAUUAAUUUUGGGGAUAGUUUUCGAAGUUCCUUCUUGAUUUGGAAUUACAGUGAACCACUCUACCUUCAGCUGCCUUGCUAUUUCCUUGGCAUGCAAUAUGUUGGCCAAUUUGGAUUGAGCGUAAGCGCGGGUACCAUUAUAGCUGCAUGAAGCACACAUGUAACUUAUUCACUCUUUGAGCUAAGUUGGAGGAAAAAGAAAACAGCAGGAAGAGAAAAUGAAGUAAAAGAUGUGCUCUUUGUUUGAUUAGGUACUUUUGUUUUUUAGGGUGAAAGAAUAGGUACUUGUUUUUACUUCAUUGUGAGAUGGUGUGUAUGUAAAAGGUGUGUUUAUAGCAUUGUGUUCUUUUUCUCCUCCUGUUUA
Molecule: messenger RNA, 4935 nt
Organism: Rhododendron vialii
Lineage: Eukaryota; Viridiplantae; Streptophyta; Magnoliopsida; Ericales; Ericaceae
Product: pentatricopeptide repeat-containing protein At4g19890
Exons: 2
Coding region: 72-2186 (704 amino acids)
Molecular function (GO): protein binding
Source: RefSeq, a predicted model, not a curated record